Messenger RNA from Cyprinus carpio (common carp), 1142 nucleotides. RefSeq lists its product as uncharacterized. The record is from RefSeq and is a predicted model, not a curated record. NCBI's taxonomy places the organism in Eukaryota, Metazoa, Chordata, Actinopteri, Cypriniformes, Cyprinidae.
GAUCCAGUGGGAGGCGCUAAAACACAUACGUUUGUUUGAAAAACGCCAUUAAACCUCAGAGGAAGAAGUUUAGUUUCACCGCGCUCUCUGUAGUUUUGUCGUGAUGCUGUCUCAAUACAAACGGUUAUAAAUGUUGUUUCUGUAAGUAGAGAAAUACAGUUUUUGAAUCAGGUCAAUAAAUACCUGUAAUAUUCUCAUCCUCACAGUCGUUAAGUUAAGUUUUGAAUUAAGCAGGAAUAUCUGGAGGAGUAUCAUCUGAACUGAGAUCUGCUGCUGUGAAGAUGGAGUUUGUUAAAGAGGAGAGUGAAGAGAACACGAGUGAACCAGAAACAUGGAGAAUAAAACACGAGGAACCAGAAACCUGCAGAAUAAAACACGAGAAACCAGAAACCUGCAGAAUAAAACACGAAAAACCAGAAACCUGGAGAAUAAAACACGAGGAACCAGAAACCUGCAGAAUAAAACACGAGAAACCAGAAACCGGGAGAAUAAAACGCGAGGAACCAGAAACCCGGAGAAUAAAACUCGAGGAACCAGAAACCUGCAGAAUAAAACACGAGGAACCAGAAACCCGGAGAAUAAAACACGAGGAACAAGGAGGCCUGAUGAAAAUGAAAGAAGAAAGACAAGAUCGGAAUGAGGUGGAGGAGAAAUAUCAGGAUCAGAAAGAUCAUGAUGUCAGUGGAGAAAAAUCAGCGAGUUGCAGCAUUAAAAAAACAGAAGUCCAAAAGCCUUUCAGCUGCUCUCAGUGUGGAAACAGUUUUACACAUAAAGCAAGCCUUAAGAAGCACAUGGUAAUUCAUGCUGGAAUAAAGCCUUUCUCCUGCUCUCAGUGUGGAAAGAGUUUUACCAAGAGAGCAAGCAUUAAGAAUCACAUGUUAAUUCAUGCUGGGAUAAAGCCUUUCAGCUGCUCUGAGUGGGAAAGAGUUUUACACAGAAAGGACAACUUAAGAUUCAUUUGGUAACUCACACUUCAGAAAAGCCUUUCAGCUGCUCUCAGUGUGAAAAGUGUUUUACACAGAAAGCAAGCUUAAAGAAUCACAUGUUAAUUCAUUCUGGGAUAAAGCCUUUCAGCUGCUCUCAGUGUGGAAAGAGUUUUACACAGAAAGGACAACUUAAGAUUCAUUUGGUAACUCACACUU